Messenger RNA from Sciurus carolinensis (gray squirrel), 6364 nucleotides. It is a transcript of the gene Fut9, whose product is annotated as fucosyltransferase 9. NCBI's taxonomy places the organism in Eukaryota, Metazoa, Chordata, Mammalia, Rodentia, Sciuridae. Gene Ontology annotation, molecular function: alpha-(1->3)-fucosyltransferase activity. The coding region runs from base 556 to 1635 and encodes 359 amino acids. The transcript has 4 exons. The record is from RefSeq and is a predicted model, not a curated record. Gene Ontology annotation, cellular component: membrane.
UGGUCUGGGAGCCGCUGCAAUGGAGCUGGUGGUGGUGUGUGCGCGCACAGGUGCCACAGGCCGGUGGCGCGGAGAGCUAUCGCGUUAGCCUGCCGAGCUCAACACUCUCACCAGAGUGUUGAAGCCCUAGCUGCAGCCGAGACUGGGCAACCCCCAGAUUGAGCUAUAAGAGGAAGAGUCCAAGGAAAGGGCGCGAAGGGAGACGCAGGCGGCAGUAGCAGUAGCCGCUUCAGCGGAGACGGAGAUGGGCAGAGAGCGCGCGAGGCGCAGCAGCUCCAGAUCCACGGCUCUCCCCGCCCUCAGUUCCCUGCGCCCCCGCCGCCGCUGUCGCUGCCUUGGUGUCCCCCGACUCCAGUCCCGCUCCUAGGACAGCGCCGCCACCGCCGCCCGGCCCUGCCUGCAGCCUGCGCCGCGCAACCCUCGCGUGCGCCCCGGAUGGCGCUUUCCCCCCAGGACUGGUUUAGAAUGUAAUAACUCAAGAAUUCAAUAACACAGUGGAAUAGUUGAACAACUGUCUAUGUGCUUCCCAUGAUAUGUUCUCUGUAUUAAAAAAUUAUGACAUCAACAUCCAAAGGAAUUCUCCGCCCAUUUUUAAUUGUCUGCAUUAUCUUGGGCUGCUUCAUGGCAUGUCUGCUUAUUUACAUCAAGCCCACCAACAGCUGGAUUUUUAGUCCAAUGGAGUCUGCCAGCUCAGUGCUAAAAAUGAAAAAUUUCUUCUCCACCAAAACUGAUUAUUUUAAUGAAACUACUAUUCUGGUGUGGGUGUGGCCAUUUGGGCAAACCUUUGACCUUACAUCCUGCCAAGCAAUGUUCAACAUCCAAGGAUGUCAUCUCACAACAGACCGUUCACUGUACAACAAAUCUCAUGCAGUCCUGAUACAUCACCGAGACAUCAGUUGGGAUCUGACUAAUUUACCUCAGCAGGCUAGACCGCCCUUCCAGAAAUGGAUUUGGAUGAAUUUGGAAUCACCAACUCAUACUCCCCAGAAGAGUGGUAUUGAGCAUUUGUUCAACCUGACUCUAACAUACCGCCGUGACUCAGACAUCCAAGUGCCUUAUGGCUUCUUGACGGUGAGCACAAACCCCUUCGUGUUUGAAGUGCCAAGCAAAGAGAAGUUGGUGUGUUGGGUUGUAAGUAACUGGAACCCUGAGCAUGCCAGGGUCAAGUAUUACAAUGAGCUAAGCAAAAGUAUUGAAAUCCACACCUAUGGGCAAGCAUUUGGAGAAUAUGUGAAUGAUAAAAAUUUGAUUCCUACCAUCUCUACUUGUAAAUUUUAUCUGUCUUUUGAAAACUCAAUCCACAAAGAUUACAUCACAGAAAAGCUCUACAAUGCUUUUUUGGCUGGCUCUGUACCUGUUGUUCUGGGACCAUCUAGGGAAAACUAUGAGAAUUAUAUUCCAGCAGAUUCAUUCAUUCAUGUGGAAGAUUAUAACUCUCCCAGUGAGCUAGCAAAGUAUCUGAAGGAAGUCGACAAAAACAAUAAGUUAUACCUUAGUUACUUUAACUGGAGGAAGGAUUUCACUGUAAAUCUUCCACGAUUUUGGGAAUCACAUGCAUGCUUGGCUUGUGAUCAUGUAAAAAGGCAUCAAGAAUACAAAUCCGUUGGUAAUUUAGAGAAAUGGUUUUGGAAUUAAAGUUUUUCCAUCAUCUGCACAUUUAGUAAAAUACUUUGAUGAGAUAUCCAAAUUUUGAGGAUAUGAAGAAAAACAACACUGUUUUCAUGUCACAACUUAUUUUUAUCACUUUCUCUUGGGUAACAUGUAUAUUUUGAUGAAGAUUUUUAAGAGCUCAGCAUUAGCUAUCAUUCCAUUUGGUUUUAAAUUAUCUUGUAUAUACUUAAUUAUGUGCACUGAAAAAAUAAUUUAUUCUUCACUAUCAUUUAUAAACAUUCUUUUUCAUAUUUUUGUAGUAGUCUAUAAUAUGUUUAUGAUUUGAUUAUUCUUUUUACACUGAUCAGCUCUUUAAUCAUUUUGGGAAAUUAAGAUGCACAUCUUAAAAUAUGAAAGAUUUUUCUAAAUAUUAUAAUCUCUAGUUCCAAGUUUGCAUAAUGUUAACAAAGGAAGAAUGUACUAUAAUUGAAUUAUAUAACCUCUGUGACUUCAGAGUUGAACAAAGUAUGUAACUGUCUAUUUGAUCAAUGUUUACCUGUUUGGGGCAUUUGUGAAAGAAAAAUUAUUCACAUAUUGAAUAAGAAAGAUUUGAAGCAGAACUGUUCUAUUCAGGGAGCUGUUGGACCUCAAUUUUAUUUUCAUUAAGUUGACUGGCAAAUGCAACCACCUAUUCUCAUGAUCUUAACUUAAAGUGCUCAAGAAUUUUUAAAUGUCAGAUUUGUUGUGAUUUUCAGUACCUGGGAAAUAAUCCUAAUAACACUUAAGAAAAUCUAGGAUAGUGCUCUUCCCAAUCCUAAUAACACUUAUUUUUAAAAUAUAGCAAGUAACAAAGAAACAGGUAGCUAUAGGUAUAUUGCAUUCAUAAAUGGUACUAUUUAUGUUUAAUUUUUAAUUACUUAUAAGUUUAAAAUAUUUUUCAGAAACCCAAAUAUUUAAAACAGUUUUAUUUUACCAUAUGGACAAAUAAAUAAAUAUAACAUUUGAAAUAUCCGUUCUAUCACUUAAGAGAAUCUAAAUAAACUAUCAUCAAUGUAUGAAGUAUAAGUGGGUAAAUAUAAUAAAAUGAGGAUCUAUAGGAAACACACAUUGCUAACACAGAGUAGGAUCUUUUUGCAUAUUUGUUAAAUGAAGAAAUAAAUAACAUUGAAAGUUAUGGGGAAAUUUUUGUUUGUUUCAAUGAAGUGACAGUUCUAGCCUAGUGGUACUAAUUUAUGGAGAUAAUGUUUUAUAUACCAUUUUAGUAAUUGUUCAUACAUAGCACCUAUGACUAGAGUCUUCAUGGUUUUCUAGAACCAACAUAAACCUACUAUGACACUAAAUUUUUUGGAGAAUUUAUCACUGAACUUCCAUCUGCCUAUAGUAUUUCUCCCCCAUAGUGUUAGAGAAAGGAAGAGCUAGAUAUAAGCAGAAAUAGUGGAUAAGAAUAGUAAAUGCUAAAGAUUCUUUAAGGAAAGCAUUCUACAAAGGAAUAUCCAGUGAUUUUAUUCCACUAUAACCAAAAAUCAUAAAAUGAAUUAGAUUAUUCUGAUGGCAUCCACAUUGAUGUAUUUGUGCCUUAUUUUAGUAGUCUUUCUGCAUGUUGGUAUCAGCAUUCAACCCCCAAUUUUAUACACCUGAUAGAAAAUAGAGACAAAUUUCAAUUCAGUAAGAAGGAAGUAUGCCCAACAAUCAAAACUGCUUUAUGGAGAGAAUGACUCUUCCUUGCACUGCAAGGAUUUGAGCAAAGGAAGUUGCUUGCAUUGAAGAGAGGAUCUUUUCUUUCUCAGGUUUAUUUCUUUAACCACAAGUGAAUAAAUAGGUACUUGGUGUCAGGCAGUUCCCACACCACCACAGGAAGAUGAAAAGGGUACUAUCUGCCUUAAGGAGCUCACAAGCAGAGAGACAAAGGAAAGUUUCCUUUCAAUUUCAGCCUGAGUCUGUUUAUACACAUACUACUCUCAACAGAGUUUAUGUGGUUCACUGUUGAGUUAAUGCAAAAAAAAAAAAAAAACGCAUUAGCAAAGUUUCCCAAUUGUUUAGCAACAUGACAUGUGUCUCAGCUGAAGACUUUGUCUACUCAUUUGGUUUCCUUUAUGUUACCUCUUUUUUCCAUGUACUUCUCUUUAUUAUAAAAAAAAAAAGCAUGUUUGCAUGUAUGACUUAUUAGUCAAGACAUCCACUUAAAUUUAUUUUAUUGUUAAAAUAGUCAAAUUUGUACAUGUACAUUUAUUUGUCAUUUAUAGUUAUAGAGAAGAGGGAUCUAAAGAAAAUGCUAAUACAUUUAGAAAGUCCCAGCUUUCUCUGAAAGCUGAAAAGCUUUCAAGGUCACUUCAACCUGCCAUUGCUAAAGUGGAUGCUGAUUAUUUUAAGUACUUGAAACACAUGAGUGAAGUUGCCUCUACUGUUGACUAGGAAACUGAACUCCUUCUUUUAUCCUUUAUAUUUUAUGACUAUAAUUAUAUGCUGAUAAUAUGAACUAAGCCAAGACAAUAAGUGUUUAACUGGUGCAUCUGCAUACGCAAACCCCUAACCAAGUCCCAUAAUAAUAAUUUUUUUAAUUUGAAGUGCCAAAAGGAAUGAAGCCUUCACUUAGGGAUCCACUGAUCUGUGAGUUUUCAGGCAGGAUAAACUUAUAGUAAUGUUUAUAAGCCCAUUUCUUCUUUUUAUAUGUGAACUAAUUCGAUCCAAAGAUAUUAGUUAUUCAAGAUAGGCACACGCGCACACACACACACACACACACACACACACACACACACAGAGGCAUGUGAACACAAUCAUAAUUACGAUCUUUGCACUCCCACCUUAUCAUAGAAGUAUGUCUCAAUGCCUAUAUAUGUGAAUGUCUGUUGGAAUUGUUUAGGGACUACAGGAUGGUAUAUUGUGUGAAAGAACUUCAUUUUUUGAAGGUAUACAGUAAAUAAAAGAUGAAACUUGCUAGCAUUUCUUUCUGGUUUAAAUAUUUUAGGAAUUGAGCUUUAAUAUAUGAAAAUGGGCUCUCAUUGUAUUUAAGUGAAAUGCAACCAUCAAAAGGUACAUGAUUCUUAACCUCUUUAAUAAAUCCUGUGGAUUGCAAUUCUUCCUAAGGAUAUCUUAUGUAAAAUACUUAUUGAUUCAACAAAAUUGCCUUAUGGAUGGAUAAAAAAAAACAAGUAAUUUUGCCCAGUGAUAUAUUAUAGAUAUAAAAACAGAACAGGUCAUUUAAAAUGUUUUAUUUCAAAAUAUCAAAAAGCUAUUACCAUCAAUGGUUUGAAUAUUUAAGUAUUAAUUAUUAAACAUCUUAUUAGUAAGAAUAUAUAAAAUUUAUUUAUUAUGGGUUUUGCUAAUAAGAAUAUAUAUUGAAUUGUUCAUAUCAUACAGUAUUACACUGUGAGAGGGAAAAACUAUGAUAGUCACAUAUUUUAUAUCAGCCAUAAAUUUGACAAUAUGAAGUAGAAACAGAAAAAUUAUCUUAGUGGGAAACUGAUAUCAACUUAAAAUUUUUAUGUUUACUAUAAAGUUCCUGAUAAUCCUAUAAUGUGCAGAAAUGAAACUUCAAAAUAUUUCAUAUUAUUUGAGGUAAAAUGUCACAGAAUAUUUAGGAAUUAUUUACUGAGACUAAAUUCUUGCCUCCAAUUGAAGAUUAAAUAUGAAAAUAAUAGGAAAAUUUUUGGCUUAUAUCAAACUAGAUUCCAUGAUUCUUAAGGUGAUGGCCUGGAAAGUGAUUUUGCAUUAACUAAUGUUUCCCAAACAAGUUUUAGGUCCUUCCCUUAUUACCUCAUGCUUGAUCAUAUCUUUGAGUUCCUUUAAACUCUGAUCUCAUUUAGGGGAACUUCCUGACAAAUUAUAAUUAAGUUGUUAAAUAAAACCUUUCAGAAUCUAAAAGAUUAGUGUGGUGUGUAUUAUGGAGGAGGAUCUCAACAAAUACUUGUUGAAUUAACAAAUAAAUAUCAUUCAUGAUCAUAAAAAUAUUUUUAAAAUUUAGUAACAGUACCAGUUUAUUGGUACCGAUUUUACUUCCUUUCUUACCACAUUCUAAGACUCCAAAAGAAGUAACAUUGCAAGAAAUAUUAAAUAGGAUUUGGAACUUGUAGCAUUCUAUUCAAAUAUUAAUAACAUACCAACUGUUUCUAAUAGAAAAGAAAAUGAGUAUUUAAGGAGAAUAUAAAAUGCAAGCACUGUGAAGGGCAGAUAUUUAUUACUGAACUACACAGGGAGAGAAAUACAGUUUAUUUCCUUCCUAACUCCCUAACUGCAUUCUGUUGUAUUACAAACAUCAAUCAAUUAAGAUGAUUUUGUUUUUCCAGAUGUCUCACAUCCAAAGACUCUGUAGCAUUUUGUAAGUGGGCAAGCUCCACUACUAUCCAAAUGACUUCUUCUCUGUUAUUCAUAUUAAAUGCAUCCAUAUUCAUAAGAACUUUAUAAAAAAAAUUUAACAGAACUUAAAUGAAAGAUAGUCUGCUAAAUCAUAAAUAUGAAUAAUGCUACUCUGGGUUAUUAGUUCAACUAAUUGCAAUUUUGAGGAAGCCACUUAACCUCUCUGGACCUUUUUGUUUGUAUGGUUCUGUCUAGCAUUACUGCUCUCUAAUCUAAGAUCUAAACUGAUUUAUGCACGAAUUUGAAAAUGAAAUUUUGAUGACCAUCUCAAAAUAAUUUUUGGACAUAAACAUUCCUAAAAGACUUCCUUCUUAUUUCUCUGUAUAAGCAGUUAAAGCAUGAAACUGAUUGUUUAAGCUAAUGUGUAGAAAAAAAAAAACAUAAUCUUGCUUCUUUACUGGAGUGUGGAAUACAGCAAGUG